CUCGAUUGAUAAGCAGAAAGAGCCAGAGUAUCAGGUUUUGAAAGGUCACCCACCAGAGCUUCGAGAACAUAUAUCAAGGAGAUCUUGCGACAGGCCUGGAUCAAGUCUGGUAGAAUCGAGCCAUCAAACAAACCACCAUCUCUUUCCGAUCGCCAAAAACUUUCACAUCGCAAGUUACGAAAAUAGAUCGCAAACAUGUUCGAUAUCAUUCGGGAAGCCCCGCUAGGUAUGAUCGUCAACAGACUCACUGGCGAUCGAGUAUUCCGACAUCCAGAAGACGCACCAGGUUUCGAAUGGAUCCCGAGAUCCCUCAAAUUCGUGGAGAAACGCAUACCUACCCAGUCGGUCGUCGAUGAGAGUCUGGCGGUGACGCCGGCUUCGACGAAGAGCGAGACGAUCGUUGAUCAGACCGAUGUACUGGAUCAGCUGGAUCCCCUCACGGUGGUAGACUGGUACGAUGAUAACGACCCGGACGAUCCAUACAACUGGUCGAUGCUCAAGAAAUGCUUCGUAGCAGGUCAGAUCAUGUUGAUGACAUUCGCAGUUUACGGAGGAAGCUCGAUCUACACCUCUUCGAUCCCAGGGAUCAUGGAGAGGUUCAACGUGGGCGUCGUCACGGGAACAGCCGGUCUAUCCCUCUACGUCCUCGGCUACUCUUUCGGUCCGAUGCUCUUGGCACCCUUACAGGAGCUACCGAAAUACGGGAGGAACCCUAUCUACAUGGCUUCGCUGUUCAUCUAUAUCGGCUUUGUCAUCGCUUCGGCCGUGGCGAGCAAUAUAGAGACGAUUCUCGUAGCGAGGUUCUUUGCUGGAUUCUUUGGGUCGCCAGUCUUGGCCACUGGAGCGGCCAGCAUCGCCGAUGUUUUCGGUAACAAACCCUUGAUCGUCCCAGCCGCCGUUGGUCUCUACGCGAUUGGAGCCGUCCUGGGACCCACCCUGACCCCCUUCAUCGGGGGGUACGCGGCCAUGCGUUUCGGCUGGACCGCACCCAACUGGAUCUUGGCCGGCGUCUCUGGAUUCGCGUUUAUCGUCCUCUUCGUCUUCUUCCCAGAGACGCACCGACCGAACGUCUUGUACCGACGAUCGAGGCGACUGAGAAGAGUUACCGGGAACCCGAAGUUGGUACCGAGACAGGCGGGGUCGGGCAAAAAGUUGAGCGUCAAGGAGACGCUUUGGCUGCCCAUCGGGAUCUCGCUCGAGCCUGCUCCGUUAUUGUUGGGUAUCUACCUUGGUUUCGUCUACGCGCUCUUCUACUUGUUCUUCGAGAGCUUCCCUCUCGUCUUCGGUAACAUCUACGGGUUCAACCUCGGCGAACAAGGUCUUGCCUUCUUGGGCUACCUGGUAACCGCUUUCUUCACCUAUACUAGUUAUGUCCUCUACUUGCGAUACCGUAUUCGACCUUUGUCCGACUCGGGACACAUGACCCCAGAGGAUAGGCUUGAGAUUGGCUUGAUCGCUUCCACCUUGAUCCCGGUGUCUACCUUGAUCUAUGGCUGGACCGCACGAGAAUCCGUUCACUGGAUCGUGCCCGUCAUAGGAGCCAGCCUAUACUUGCCCGGAGUCUACCUCAUCUUCCAGUCGAUUUUGAUCUACGUCGGGACCUCUUACGCCACCUUCGCGGCGAGUGCUAUGGCUGGAAACACCUUGCUCCGAUCCGUUAUCGCAUCUGUGUUCCCCUUGUUCGGUCAUGCCUUUUAUGAGAAUUUGGGUUUAGGACCAGGAUCGACUCUAUUGGCAGGCAUCUCGAUCAUCUUGAUCGUGCCUCUCUGGUUGAUCAAGAGGCAUGGAGCGACAUUGCGAGCGAAGUCCAAGUACAGCGAUUACGACCCUAACACCGUUGUCACGGCGCACUAGAUGAAGAAUAGAAGAAGACAACGCUCGGUACCAAGCGCUUGUGAAGAACUUGAGGAUCGAAACCUACUGUAUCACAUAGCUAGAUGUCUACUUUUUCUAUAAUAAUAUACAUGUAUGAUA
Messenger RNA from Filobasidium floriforme, 1974 nucleotides. Its product is annotated as major facilitator superfamily domain-containing protein. The record is from RefSeq and is a predicted model, not a curated record. Gene Ontology annotation, biological process: xenobiotic detoxification by transmembrane export across the plasma membrane. Bases 196 to 1854 code for a protein of 552 amino acids. The transcript is spliced from 10 exons. Gene Ontology annotation, molecular function: fluconazole transmembrane transporter activity. Lineage: Eukaryota; Fungi; Basidiomycota; Tremellomycetes; Filobasidiales; Filobasidiaceae.